Messenger RNA from Doryrhamphus excisus (bluestripe pipefish), 999 nucleotides. RefSeq names its product guanylate cyclase activator 1B (gene guca1b). Gene Ontology annotation, molecular function: calcium ion binding; calcium sensitive guanylate cyclase activator activity. The record is from RefSeq and is a predicted model, not a curated record. Gene Ontology annotation, biological process: visual perception. Lineage: Eukaryota; Metazoa; Chordata; Actinopteri; Syngnathiformes; Syngnathidae. Gene Ontology annotation, cellular component: photoreceptor inner segment; cone photoreceptor outer segment.
CCUCUGUCUCAUCUUCACACUCAGUCAGGAUUCUACCACAAUAACAAUGCAGCUGAAAAUGGACAUCCAUGCAAUUUAAACAGGCUAGGUUACAUGCAAAUUUCUAUUAAAAGUCAAGUCAAAUUAAUUGAUGUGAUGUAAUUACUGCAGUUUUCGAGGUGCUGCGAUAAAUCUUUCCACAAUGGGUCAGCGUCUGAGCGAGGAUAGUGACCCGGACAAAGAAAUCGAUGUGGCAGAGCUGCAGGAAUGGUACAAAAAAUUUGUUGUGGAAUGCCCAAGUGGGACUCUGUUCAUGCACGAGUUCAAGAGUUUCUUUGGGGUCGCCGACAACAAGGAGGCUUCAGAUUACAUUGAAAACAUGUUCAGAGCCUUUGACAAGAACGGAGACAACACCAUUGAUUUUCUCGAGUAUGUUGCAGCCUUGAAUCUGGUCCUGAGGGGUAAAUUGGAACACAAGCUUAAAUGGACAUUCAAAAUGUAUGAUAAAGAUGGAAGCGGAUGCAUUGAUAAAACGGAGCUUCUGGAGAUUGUGGAGUCUAUUUAUCGACUCAAGAAAGCCUGUCAUGGAGAGCUCGAUGAAGAAUGUAAUCUGCUGACCCCAGACCAAGUAGUGGACCGGAUAUUUGAGCUGGUUGAUGAAAAUGGAGACGGCGAACUCUCCCUGGAUGAGUUUAUUGAUGGAGCACGGAGAGACAAGUGGGUGAUGAAGAUGCUGCAGAUGGAUGUCAACCCCGGGGACUGGAUCAAUGACCGAAGACGCAGUGCGAACUUCUAAGGCUGCAGCACGGACUGUCAGUCUGUCAUCCUUCUGUUUGUCUUACUGAGCCUGCAUGUAUAUAAAUAUAGUUUUUUAAAUUUCACACAAUGUAGCAUAUGUAAUGUAUUAUGAAACAUUUCCAUCUAUUAAUUUGUUUUGUUGUGGAUUGCUUGCUUGUUCUUUUGCUGCAGGCUUCACAGUUUUUCUUCAGUUUGAGUUAUACAAUAAACUGAUACCACAUA